Messenger RNA from Hevea brasiliensis (rubber tree), 2433 nucleotides. Its product is annotated as SUMO-activating enzyme subunit 2. The transcript has 11 exons. Lineage: Eukaryota; Viridiplantae; Streptophyta; Magnoliopsida; Malpighiales; Euphorbiaceae. The record is from RefSeq and is a predicted model, not a curated record. Gene Ontology annotation, biological process: protein sumoylation. The coding region runs from base 230 to 2152 and encodes 640 amino acids. Gene Ontology annotation, cellular component: SUMO activating enzyme complex; cytoplasm. Gene Ontology annotation, molecular function: SUMO activating enzyme activity.
UCAUGCUCUUCGAGCUCGUCACUGGCCUAUCCAGGAUCCAGAUUCUACACCUUCUUUCACGUCCCGUGUUCGAUUCCCCACUCUCCCUUCCCUCUCUCUAUGUCUGUUAUUUUUUUUUUUUUUGGUCUAUAACUAACCAUUUUAGUAACUGACUCCAACUUCUUCUUCACUCUUCUUUGUCCCUUCUGCUCCUUCUCUUUCUCUUCUCUCUCUCUCUCUGUCAACGCACAUGGCUUCCCUCCACCACGCUAAUGUUGUUAAGGGUGCCACAGUUCUUAUGGUUGGAGCAGGUGGUAUUGGCUGCGAGUUACUCAAGACACUUGCUCUCUCUGGCUUUCAAGAUAUUCAUAUCAUUGAUAUGGACACAAUAGAAGUCAGUAACCUUAACAGACAAUUUUUGUUCCGGCAAUCACAUGUUGGGCAGUCAAAGGCCAAGGUCGCUCGCGAUGCUGUGUUACGAUUUAGGCCUCACAUAAGCAUUACGCCAUACCAUGCAAACGUGAAAGAUUCUAACUUCAAUGUUGACUUUUUCAAGCAGUUUAGUGUUGUUCUGAAUGGUCUUGACAAUUUGGACGCAAGGCGACACGUGAACCGUCUUUGCUUGGCAGCUGAAGUUCCUUUGGUUGAAAGUGGGACUACUGGGUUUUUAGGACAGGUCACAGUGCAUGUGAAGGGGAAAACAGAGUGCUAUGAGUGUCAGCCUAAACCUGCCCCAAAGACAUAUCCUGUUUGUACAAUUACUAGUACUCCAUCCAAGUUUGUUCACUGUAUUGUUUGGGCAAAGGAUCUUCUUUUUGCAAAGUUUUUUGGAGACAAGAAUCAGGAAAAUGAUUUAAAUGUACGGUCUAGUGAUGCUUCUAACUCAUCAGAACAUGCUGAAGAUGUAUUUGAACGAAGAAACAAUGAAGAUAUUGAGCAAUAUGGAAGGAGAAUUUAUGAUCAUGUGUUUGGUUAUAAUAUUGAGGUGGCUUUGUCUAAUGAGGAGACGUGGAAAAACUGUACUAGGCCAAAGCCCAUAUAUAGUGGGGAUGUUCUUCCUGAAAACUUGAAUCAUCAAAAUGGUAAUGUUGAUAAAAGCCGUGCAACUGAUGAUCUUUCAUCAGUGUCUUCCAUGGCAUCUUUGGGCUUGAAGAAUCCACAGGAUGUAUGGAGCCUUACAGAAAAUUCAAGAGUUUUUCUUGAAUCUUUGAAACUAUUUUUUGCAAGCAGAGAAAAGGAGAUUGGAAACCUGAGUUUUGACAAAGAUGAUCAGUUAGCAGUGGAAUUUGUUACUGCUGCAGCAAAUAUUCGAGCUGCUUCAUUUGGGAUUCCUUUGCAUAGCCUCUUUGAAGCUAAAGGUAUUGCAGGUAAUAUCGUGCAUGCUGUGGCAACGACUAAUGCAAUUGUAGCUGGUUUAAUUGUCAUUGAAGCAAUCAAGGUGUUGGAAAGGGAUACUGACAAUUACAGGAUGACAUAUUGUUUAGAACAUCCAUCAAGAAAGAUGCUUCUUAUGCCAGUGGAACCCUUUGAACCUAACAAAUCAUGCUGUGUUUGUUCUAAGUCACCACUAUCGCUGGAGAUUAAUACUCACCGUUCAAAGUUGCGGGAUUUUGUUGAGAAGAUAGUUAAAGCCAAGCUUGGCAUGAACUUCCCAUUGAUUAUGCAUGAAUCAAAACUUCUUUAUGAAGUUGGUGAUGAUCUUGAAGAUGAUAUGAUAGCAAAUUAUACUGCCAACCUUGAAAAGGUGCUAUCUGAGCUACCUUCUUCAGUUACUGGUGGAACAAUGCUCACAGUAGAAGAUCUUCAACAGGAGUUCACUUGCAAUAUCUAUAUCAAGCAUAGGGAAGAAUUUGAUGAGGAGAAAGAACCUGAUGGAAUGGUUCUCUCUGGAUGGACACGUGCUCCUGAUAAGAAGGAUGAUAACAAGUCAGUUGGAAAUGGUGGGAGCACAUCAAAGGCAUCACCAACAGAGGCUCAAAAAGCAGUUGAGCUUGAUGAAAUUUCAGAAGGGACUGAGAUUUCUGGGAAGAAGAGAAAACGACCAGAGGUUUCAACCAAUGAAACUAAUAAUCACAAUGAAGUCCAAAAGGUUGAUGUUGUUGACGAUGAAGACGAUGAACUAGUCAUGCUUGAUCAUUGGGAUACAGACAACAAGAAGAAAAGGUUGCAAUAGUUUUUGGUUCAACUUUGUUGACAUCCUAAUUUUGUAACAUUGGGGAGAAUGGUGAUUCUUUGGUGCUCAUAAUUGCUAUUAGGUAGCAGCUUUUUAGUGUCUUUGGAUGAGUAGAUACCAUUAAUUGUUUCACCAUUUCACUUUUGUGGUUUACUGGUGUUCUAACAAUGCUCAUUCUUCCUAGCUAGCUAAGAUUAACAGAGUGGAAUUUUGUAAUGGUACAAAAUAUGAAGUACCUGAAUAUUUUGGAAAUUAUAGUCAGUUUUCAAACUUGAUCAUAA